AGCCGUUGCCACCACUAAUGAUAAUCACAGCUGUAGGCGGCUUUUUAGGUGGAGUCCGAAGACGCUCCUAAAAACUAUGCCCAAUUAGAAGAUGGAUCCGAAAUUCUUCAAAUUGCUUCUCCUCGGCGGCGCCGUGCGCUUCUAUUUCUGCCGCACCCCGCUGGCCUCGAUGAUUGGCAACCGAGUGGAAUUCGCGACGCCUUUGAAUUCACACAAGCGCAUGCAAGAAGGGAUCUUUCUGCUGCAAAGUGGCAUUGAUCCUUAUCAAGGCGACCUGGUCCACGAAUCGCCGCUAAUCCUUAGCGCUCUCUCUGGGCUAUUCCAAAACUACCCGCAAUUUUUGGCCAUAUUCUAUAUUAUACUGGAUGUAUUCACUGCGGCCCUCCUUUAUGCGAUGAGCCUGCGUUUUGUAAAGCAAAAGCACGACCAGCAAAAUGUAGAGCGAAAGGAAUACGCGAAGGAUACGGAGGAACUGCAGUUUAACGCCACGGACAAGUUUGACAUUCCGGAACUGGUAAUCGUGGCAUAUCUGUUCAAUCCGCUGACCGUGAUGAGCUGCAUCGGGAUGACAUCGACCGUGAUAAGCAAUCUGUUCCUGGCUUUCUUUCUUUACUGCCUGGUAAAAGGGCUACUGCUUCCAUGCCUUCUGGUUCUGGCCUUUGAGACCGUCCGUAGCUUCUAUCCCAUUGUUCUGCUAGCUCCACUUCUACUUUUUUCACGGAACUCCAUCAAAAGGGGACUGGUUAUUUCACUCCUUUUUAUUGUCAGUUGUCUCUUAGUAGCGGCAGCCAAUUUUUUCGUUUUGAAAAGUUGGAACUUCUUAGAUGGCACUCUAGGAUUCAUUUUUUACUUCCGUGACCUACAGCCGAAUAUUGGCCUGUUCUGGUAUUUCUUCACCGAAAUGUUCGAGCACUUCCGCACCAUGUUCCUGAUCACAUUCCAGUUAAAUGCCACUGUAUUAUAUCUAGUGCCACUUAGUAUUAAGCUGCGCAAGGAGCCUCUGCUGCUAGCGACAGUUUUGGUAGCCCUCAUGGCAGUUUUUCGAGCAUACCCUAGCCUGGGCGACGUAGGUUUUUAUUUGGCCUUGCUCCCUCUAUGGAAACGGUGCUGGAAAUUCAUGGCACAUGGAUUCGUAGUCUUUACAUUCUUCCUGGUCACCCUGUCCAUGAUGGGAGCGCUUUGGCAUUUGUGGAUCUACGCGGGCUCGGCAAAUGCGAACUUCUAUUUUGGCGCCACAUUAGCGUUCUCAACCGGUCAAAUAUUCCUCAUCACUGAUUUGCUGUUUGCUCACGUUAAACGCGAGUUCUGUCUGUUCAAUGGCCAGAAGAUUUUGAUUGAUGGCGAGGAAGCAAGGAUAGUCCUGAAGUAAUCAUUAACAGUAUCAGGUCAUUUUGAGGUAGAAUCCAGGAACUUUGUACAGAUGCGGGAUGUGCUGUCCAAUGGCAGCCCGGCAUACUCUUAAGAUAAGUGAAGUCAAAACAAUAUCAGAUUAAAACAAAACAUUUUAUUUGAUCUUAA
Drosophila eugracilis is the source of this 1518-nucleotide messenger RNA. RefSeq names its product phosphatidylinositol glycan anchor biosynthesis class U protein (gene PIG-U). The record is from RefSeq and is a predicted model, not a curated record. Gene Ontology annotation, biological process: attachment of GPI anchor to protein; protein localization to cell surface. Gene Ontology annotation, cellular component: membrane; GPI-anchor transamidase complex. NCBI's taxonomy places the organism in Eukaryota, Metazoa, Arthropoda, Insecta, Diptera, Drosophilidae.